AUGAAAAUAGAAACAACACACACACUUUCCCCCUCCUCCUCCUCCUCCUCCUCCUCCUCCUCCUCCCCGCCGUCCCAUUCGUUGUCACCAGACUGGCAGGGUGAGCCAGCUCACUCUGGCAGCCUGGAAUGUUCGUUCCCUUUUAGACAAUCCGAGGAGCAACCGACCGGAGCGGAGGACGGCGCUAGUGGCACGAGAACUGGCGCGCUACAAGGUGGACAUCGUCGCACCCAGCGAGACCCGACUCUCCGAACAAGGCCAACUGGAGGAGGUGGGUGCCGGCUACACCUUCUUCUGGAGCGGUCGACCCAGGGCAGAGCGACGGGACGCGGGUGUCGCCUUCGCCAUUCGGAACGACAUCGUAGGACGACUGCCCUGUUUACCGCAGGGCAUCAACGAUCGCCUGAUGAGCCUCCGCCUGCCUCUCUGGGGAGGCAAAUUCGCCACCAUAAUCAGUGCCUACGUUCCGCCGAUGACCAUCCUUGACGCCGCAAGGAACAAAUUCUACGGCGACCUGCAUGCUCUCCUGGAGACUCUGUCGAGAGCGGAUAAGUUGAUUGUCCUUGGUGACUUCAACACCCCCGUCGGCACAGACCAUGCAGCCUUGGGAAGUGUGUUAGGUACCCAUGGUCGAAGGCUCCAAUGACAAGGGCCUACUCUUUCUACGAAGUUGCGCAGAACACCGGCUCACCCUGACCAACACAUUAUUCUGCCUCCCGAUGCGAGAGAAGGGCACCUGGAGGCAUCCUCGGUCGCGCCAGUGGCACCUCCUGGACUGUGUCCUCGUCCGGAGGCGAGACCAGCGGGACAUGCCGGUGACAAAGGCAAUCACGGGUACCGACGCGUGGACCGACCAUCGCCUCGUCAUCUUGAAGUUGCGGAUUCUCGACAGCCACGCAGGAGACCUCAAGGUAAGUGACCUCCCGGUAAGCCGAAUAUUGCCUUGUUGCCUUUGCCCGCUCACCAUCGUCAUUUAAACAGCGAGCUAGCUCAACGGCUAGACAACCUUCCAGUCGCCGCCGCCGUUGAUGAGAACACCUCCGUGGAGAACCGUUGGCGUCAACUGCGGGACACAGUCCAGUCGACGGCGCUGGCCGUCCUCGGUCGCGCACACCGCCAAUACCAGGACUGGUUUGAUGAAAACGACGCCGCCAUCAACAACCUACUUGCCGAGAAGAACCGUCUGCAAAAAGCCUACGUCGACCACCCCACUGACGACAACAGUGCUGCUUUCUACCGUAGUCGCCGCCCUGUGCAAAAGCGGUUCCGGGAGGUGCAGGACAUUUGGACGGCUCGCAAGCCGAGGAGAUUUAAGGGUGCGCGGACCGCAACGAAUGGAAGAGCUUCUUCUCGACGAUCAAAGCUGUCCACGGUCCGCCAACCAAAGGUACUGCACCUCUUCUCAGCGCCGACCCAGUGUCUGGAGCAACAACCUACACUCGUCGCAUCCGCCUCCACUGUCCACACUGCACUCGCGCAUUUAUUCACCGCAUGGGCCUAUUAG
Molecule: messenger RNA, 1504 nt
Organism: Spirometra erinaceieuropaei
Lineage: Eukaryota; Metazoa; Platyhelminthes; Cestoda; Diphyllobothriidea; Diphyllobothriidae
Source: the annotation of a GenBank genome assembly